This is a messenger RNA of Racocetra fulgida, 951 nucleotides long. The record is from the annotation of a GenBank genome assembly. NCBI's taxonomy places the organism in Eukaryota, Fungi, Glomeromycota, Glomeromycetes, Diversisporales, Gigasporaceae.
AUGAUUGAAAUUUUAUUAAAUCAUCGAUAUAAAGUUGCAGAAAGACAAUGGCGAAGAAGAACAUUAAAAAAAUUAGCAGAACCUAAUAAUCAACAAUCUAUAUCUUUAGAAUAUAAUAAUCAAAAAUCAGAUCCGAUAACUUUAAUUCGUAUUGUUAACUUUUUAACUUCUAUUAUCUUAACAAUUGCAUUUAAAGAUAUUCACCAAAAAAUUUUAACUUUUAUUCCAAAAGGCUGUUUUAUUGAUCCUCCAAAUAUUGUAAUUUUAGAAGCUGGUGGUAUGCCUAAUGAUGAUGAAGGAAUUUUUGAAUCCUGUGAAAUGUAUACAUUUGAAAUAUUGGAUUUAUUUGAAAAUUCUAAUCAGCCAACUCAUAAUUUAUUACAAUUUUCACCUGAGCUUAAUUUAACUGGAUAUGAUUUUUUAUUUACUGCUUAUAAUAAAGGUAAAAUUCGAAUGGAAAGCCUUUUAAAACAAGAAGUUUAUGGUACAGAAUUACAUGAUACAAGUGGAAGAAGAGGUCGUGAAGUAAAUAUUUAUACAUAUUUACAAAUACAAAAACUAUUUGUUAAAAAAUCUAAAGUUAAACAAAAAUCAUCAAAUCUUAAUCCUACACCAAUUUUUGAACCAAUUAUUGCCACAUCUAGUACAAACAAUAAUAUUAGUUCAAAUAAUUUAGCUAGUUCUCAAAUAACAAAUGCCACUAAUAGAAAAAGAAGAUCUGAAUUGCAACAAACUGAAACUCAUAUAACAAAAAAACCUCGAAGAACUGUAACUGAUUCAAAAAAAAGUAUUUUAGAAGCAUUAACUAUGAAAAUUUUAAAUUCAACUCCUACUAAUAUUGAAAUUAAUAUAACUUUGGAACAAUUAAAUGAAACAUGGGAUCGAGAAUCAGUUUUGCAAUAUGUUAGAAAUGCACGAAAAAGAAUUAAAGGAAAAAAUGCAAUACACUAA